Molecule: messenger RNA, 447 nt
Organism: Arachis stenosperma
Lineage: Eukaryota; Viridiplantae; Streptophyta; Magnoliopsida; Fabales; Fabaceae
Exons: 1
Coding region: 1-447 (148 amino acids)
Source: RefSeq, a predicted model, not a curated record
AUGGUGCUUACAAAAGAAUGCAAUGGUGUCAUUCAAAAGAAUCUCCCUGAGAAGCUAAAAGAUCAUGGAAGCUUUGUAAUUCCUUGUACUAUUAGGGAAGUGAUUGUCGAUCAAGCCUUGUGUGAUCUUAGAGCUAGCAUCAAUCUCAUGCUAUUAUCCUUAAUGCGCAAGUUACAAAUCGAAGAGGUAAAACCCACCAGAACUUCUUUGCAACUUGCUAACCGUUCUCUUAAAUUUCCAUUAGGUGUUGUGGAGAAUUUGCUAGUGAAGGUGGGAGCUUUUAUUUUUUCUGUGGAUUUUGUGAUCUUAGACAUGGAGGAAGAUGUCAAUGCCUCUAUCAUAUUGGGGAGACCUUUCUUGGCUAAUGGAAAGGCCUUAAUCGAUGUUCAAAAGGGUGAAUUAACAUUUUGUGUUCAAUGUAUUCCAAGCCUUACAAUACUCGAAUGA